AUGAAUUCUUCAGAUUUAACCAACAGCACAUCAAUUCCGACAGCGGCAACGGCUGAAACCUGUCGUAUUUGGAAAGAAGAAUAUCACAAGGAAAACUACGUCUUUACGCUAGCAGCCGUCAUCCUCAACAUAGUGACUUGUCCAAUGACCGUCUGUGUGAAUCUUCUGGUGAUAGUUGCUGUAAAAACAAAGCCCAGACUUCAGACCAUUUACAACUUGCUGUUGUGUGCCUUGGCAGCGACUGAUAUGGUGGUAGGAGCUGUGAUACAACCGAGUUAUGUCGUGGGGGAAAUGUCGUUGUUAACAGGUUCCUCACUAACUGAAUAUUGUACUCAGUAUACCAGAAUAGCACUCCUUUUUCUCAGCCCUUGUAUCGCAUCACUAUUGCUACUAGCAUUGCUGAGCAUAGAGCGUUAUUUGGCAAUGAAAUAUUCCUUACGAUACACAGAUAUCAUAACCAAGGGUCGGGUAGCCACGGCUGUUAUUACCUGCUGGGUCAUUGCUGUUCUUCCUCCGGUUUUCCUAUAUUCAUCCACACUCCCUCUUCUGCCGUUGAUAAUAGCUGUUUUCAUAGCGAGUGGGAGCCUUAUAGUGAUUUUUUACUGUCACAUUUCUGUCUAUUUUGUUACCCGACGUCACAUGAUAAGAAUCAAAUCUGAGCAAGUUUCCCGUGAUUCAAAGAAGAAAUUCUUAGAGGAGAAGAAAGCUGCGAUAACUACUAGCAUCGUCGUUGGGUUUGUGCUAUUUUCCUUCCUACCAUCAUUGGUGUAUAGAGCUUUGCGCCCACUUCCUCUUGACAAUUAUUCUAUAAAUCUGUUUAUUAGUUUUAAACCCGUUUUACUAUCUUCUGUCUUGAUUAACUCGCUGUGCAACCCUAUUAUUUACUGCUGGCGAAGCUCAGUUCUUCGGAAAGCGUUCUUUGAGCUACUUGGAAGAAAGAAUUCUGGAUAA
This is a messenger RNA of Porites evermanni, 951 nucleotides long. NCBI's taxonomy places the organism in Eukaryota, Metazoa, Cnidaria, Anthozoa, Scleractinia, Poritidae. The record is from the annotation of a GenBank genome assembly.